Molecule: messenger RNA, 1856 nt
Organism: Salpingoeca rosetta
Lineage: Eukaryota; Choanoflagellata; Craspedida; Salpingoecidae
Exons: 3
Coding region: 45-1856 (603 amino acids)
Molecular function (GO): protein binding
Source: RefSeq, a predicted model, not a curated record
GUUGUGCUUGCUGGCAGCGAACAGGAAGGACAGCAGCAGCGGCGAUGGCGGCGAUGGAGGCGGUGGGCGUGAGCAGCGGCGCGAUCGAGCGCUUCGUGCAGACCUUGCAGCAGCAGUUCCCGGAGACGUACAAGGAGAUGACAACGCAGGAGGCGUGCACGUCGAUCGUGGUGCCUCGAACCAAAGACAGCCAGUGUGCAUACAUUGAUGUGAUGCGCGAAGAGAACAAAGACAAUGUUGGUCGAGCCACUGUGUUUGUGUCGCACGCUUGGCGCUACAAGAUUGUCGACGUGCUCACGACCUUGCUGGAGUUUGCUGCUGAGGAAGGGCAGAGUGGCAGCAGCAAGACUCAACACGUCAACGUCACAGCAAACCUUCCUCAAGACUGGUGGAGCACGACAUUCAAGAAGUCGAUUCGGCAGAUUGGCAAGGUGCUGCUGGUCCUGACGCCCUGGAAUGACCCCGUGCCGCUGACGCGUGCAUGGUGUCUGUGGGAGAUCUUCUGCAGCAUCAGUCAAGCUGACGUGGACUUGCAGAUCCGCCUUCCCUCGCAGCAGCGCCACGCCCUCAGGGACGCCAUCACGGAGACGCACACGGCCGUCACAAACAUGCUUGUCGAGGUGCAGGCAGAGAAGGCAGAGGCGUGGAAGAAGGAGGACAAGGACAUGAUCUUCCGCGCCAUCCAAUCAACCGUCGGCUUCACCGCCCUAAACCGCGCCGUGAAGGACCGCAUGCGCGCCUGGUGUCUCCGCACCGUGGACGCCUUUGUCACAGCCCACCAGCAGCAGCGUGAGGACGCCAACCGUGAUGACACAUGGGCUGCCGCGAAGUUCGCGCAACUGUGCCACCAAACGGGGAUGGUAAUGGUGACGUUUGGAGAACUCGACCGCGGCAUCAUGCACCUGACCAAGGCCCUGGAUGUUGUGUCUGGGCUCAAGGAUCAGCAGCUGCUUGCCUCAACCAUUCACACCAGCUUGGGCAACGCCUACAACAGCAAAGGCGCCUUUGACCGUGCCCUCGAGCACCACAGCAUUGUGCUGCAGCUCCGCCGCGAGCUGCUGCCCGCCCGCGAUCCUCGCAUCGCCGCCGCACACAACAACCUCGCAAACGCGUCUGCAAACAAAGGCAACAACGCGAGCGCCAUCGACCACUUUACGCAGGCCCUCGACAUUCAGCUAGCUGCGGUGGGGGAGCGCGACCCCAACACCGCUGCCAUGUACAACGAUCUGGGCAACGUCUACAACAACUGCCGCGACUACGCCCGCGCCAUUGCCUGCCUCAACAAAGCACUCGGCACCAGGAUUGCCCUCCUUGGUGAACACCACCCGGAGACGGCGGUCACGCUCAACAACAUCGGCAGAUCCUUUGGCGAGAUGGGCGAGCACGGCAAGGCCGCCGGGUACUUCCAGCUCGCCCUCGAGUGCUUCCUCACCGUGUUGGGCCCCAACCACUCACGCACGCAACAAGCCGCUCACAACGCUGCCAUGUCGCGCCAGAUGGCCCUCGCCCACGGCAUGCCCGUCACGCCCGUCACCAUCCCGACUGCAGCACACGCCCCUACCAGCACCGCCAAACGCACCGGCACCAGCAGCCACAACAGCAACACACAGGCUCAGUCACUGCUCGUGCGGUUCCUCGCCGCAGUGUCCCCACCAACGCCACAGCAGCAGCUACUUGUUCGCUUCCUUGCAAAGACCCUUUCGACACGUGCUAGCCAGGACCCUGGCGCAGAUCCGGGGCCCACAUCACGCUUUCACGAAGCAGCCAAACACCAGCAAGAGCACAGCGAUGACUCGCCUGGCGACGAGGAAGAUCAGCAUGUGCCCGUGCGCAAGGGGUGUUGUGGCAUGCAGUGA